AUCGAAGCCCAAUCGACAGAGAAGUUCCCUUAAAAAAGUUCAACUUUCGUCAAUUUCUCGACAUCAUAUACAUUUCUCUUGCACCAGAAAAAAGCUAAGUCACCGGGCGUCAAAUCUCGCCGGAAAUAAGUCAAAGGAUAGAAAUACACAGUCAUGGGGUGGUUCGGCGAACAAAUCGACGCUAUCAAGUCAAUUCAGGUCCGACAACUUGUCUCCCAAGCCGUCAGUCUUGGGAUGAUUGUUACUUCUGCAUUGAUAAUAUGGAAGGCCUUGAUGUGCUUUACUGGUAGUGAAUCUCCCGUUGUGGUUGUUCUUUCUGGAAGCAUGGAACCAGGAUUCAAGAGGGGAGAUAUAUUGUUUUUAACAAUGAGCAAGGAUCCAAUUCGUGCAGGGGAGAUUGUUGUUUUUAAUGUCGAUGGUCGUGAAAUUCCAAUUGUCCAUCGAGUUAUUAAGGUUCAUGAAAGAAAAGAUACAGGUGAAGUUGACGUCCUUACAAAAGGUGACAAUAAUUAUGGUGAUGAUAGGCUUUUGUAUGCUCAUGGCCAACUGUGGCUUCAACGACACCACAUAAUGGGAAGAGCUGUUGGGUUCCUCCCAUAUGUUGGCUGGGUAACAAUCAUCAUGACUGAAAAGCCUGUGAUUAAGUAUCUACUGAUAGGAGCUUUGGGGCUACUUGUUAUCACCUCCAAGGACUGACAAGAAAGUAGCCAAUGCAAACUACAGCCACACUGAAGAAUGGCGUUGUUGUAUUGAUCUAUUUAGAAUUUGAUGUCUUAGAUGUGUCGGACAAAAAUUCGAAGCUCUGUAUGAUGAUGAUUUUGACAAAACUACAAAUAGGCUGAUAUCAGCUUGAAAAUCACAGUUUAGCAUGUUGAUCAAUUUUAGCACGAGUUAUUCUUA
Molecule: messenger RNA, 900 nt
Organism: Amaranthus tricolor (Joseph's coat)
Lineage: Eukaryota; Viridiplantae; Streptophyta; Magnoliopsida; Caryophyllales; Amaranthaceae
Exons: 8
Coding region: 154-696 (180 amino acids)
Cellular component (GO): signal peptidase complex; membrane
Molecular function (GO): serine-type endopeptidase activity
Source: RefSeq, a predicted model, not a curated record